Messenger RNA from Nestor notabilis (Kea), 495 nucleotides. Its product is annotated as transcription factor GATA-5. The transcript has 4 exons. Gene Ontology annotation, molecular function: zinc ion binding; RNA polymerase II cis-regulatory region sequence-specific DNA binding; DNA-binding transcription factor activity, RNA polymerase II-specific. The annotation marks the transcript as partial. The record is from RefSeq and is a predicted model, not a curated record. Gene Ontology annotation, biological process: cardiac muscle tissue development; positive regulation of transcription by RNA polymerase II; negative regulation of transcription by RNA polymerase II. NCBI's taxonomy places the organism in Eukaryota, Metazoa, Chordata, Aves, Psittaciformes, Psittacidae.
UCUUCAUCUAGACGUGCUGGCCUAUGUUGCACUAACUGCCACACAACCAAUACCACCCUCUGGAGAAGGAAUGCUGAAGGGGAGCCAGUCUGCAAUGCCUGCGGGUUGUACAUGAAGCUCCAUGGGGUACCACGACCUCUGGCCAUGAAAAAGGAAAGCAUCCAGACAAGGAAAAGGAAGCCUAAGAACAUUACCAAAGGCAAAACCUCAACAGGGUCUACAACUUCGGCCACUAACUCCCCUUCUUCCAUUACGAACUCAGACAGCACGGUCACUUUAAAGUCAGAGCCCAGCGCAUCCUCACAGUAUCCCGGACAAAGCAUGGUGUCAGUGUCCCAGGCGCAGAGCCAGUCAGAUGAGGCGCUGGCCGGCGGCCACGGCGAGUUCAAGUUUGAGCCUGAGGACUACACCUUCUCGCCCAACAGCAUGGCCCCGCAGCCCGGGCUGAGUGUGCCGCUCCGGCAGGACUCCUGGUGUGCCCUGGCACUCGCCUAG